Molecule: messenger RNA, 2671 nt
Organism: Populus euphratica (Euphrates poplar)
Lineage: Eukaryota; Viridiplantae; Streptophyta; Magnoliopsida; Malpighiales; Salicaceae
Product: Major facilitator superfamily protein
Exons: 5
Coding region: 568-2484 (638 amino acids)
Biological process (GO): transmembrane transport; oligopeptide transport
Cellular component (GO): membrane
Molecular function (GO): transmembrane transporter activity
Source: RefSeq, a predicted model, not a curated record
UCAUUGAAGUCUGUAACAUCAAAGAAAAUCGAUGUCUACCCGUUUUUUCCCGCUGGAUUAUCUCUCUACGAUGCAUAGAUAGACUAACUUGACAGGACCCCCAUUCACUCCAUCAGCACUGCCGACUACUGAGAGCGAGAGGGAGCGGAAAGGUUAUCAGUAUAAUUACUUAUAAGCCGAACUCCAAUAAUGAUGGUAGGGCGGGCGGGCGGGAAUCAAUAAUGUUGGGAUUGUACGUGCAACUAUAUACGUCAAAGCAUUAAUGCAACUUCUCUUUACUCGCUACAUAUCACUAUUGCGUCUUUCUUUCUUUCCUAACUUUCAAUGGAGGAUCAUUUAUUGCCAUUUGUUUUAAUCUCUUCCAUUGGGGCUUCAUCGUGGGUUGGUUGGCCCUCCUUCUUUGUUCUUGCCUCUUGGUUUCAUUUUAUUACUGGCUAGCCAGGCAGCUGCUAACUGUCCCAUAAUCACGAACCCUUUUCACUUCGAUGCAGGACCAUUGAAGUUGCAUGUGAAACGUUAUUCACCCACUUAAGCUCCGGUACUGCAGCUAGGGAAUUAGCCAGAGACAUGGGUUCCCGUGAAAUAAAGUCACCAGAAGGUCUACCAGAGACACCAGCAGCAUAUGAUGGAGUUUCAAACCCAGUUCAUAGCAAGAAGCUUGGAAUUUACUUCCUCGAGUCCGACAAUAGGAGGAUGGCUUUUGGCCGUGGAUAUACUGGAGGAACUACUCCUGUUAACAUCCAUGGGAAGCCUAUUCCUGACCUCUCAAAGACAGGUGGCUGGAUUGCUGCCUUAUUCAUUUUUGGAAAUGAAAUGGCAGAGAGGAUGGCUUACUUUGGCCUCUCUGUUAACAUGGUGGCCUUCAUGUUCUAUAUUAUGCACCGACCCUUUACCAGUUCAUCCAAUGCAGUGAACAAUUUCUUAGGAAUUUCUCAAGCUUCCUCUGUCCUUGGCGGAUUUCUUGCAGAUGCGUAUCUCGGCCGAUAUUGGACAAUUGCAAUUUUCACAACAAUCUAUCUUGCGGGCUUGACAGGUAUAACCUUGUGUGCAACAAUGAAUAUUUUCAUGCCGGACCAGGGUCAAUGCGAUCAGCUAUCCUUGCUUUUGGGUAACUGCGAGCCAGCGAAAUCAUGGCAGAUGCUCUAUCUUAACACAGUUCUUUAUGUGACUGGAUUUGGAGCUGCAGGUAUAAGGCCGUGUGUUUCUUCAUUCGGAGCCGAUCAGUUCGAUGAAAGAGGUGAAAAUUACAAGUCUCAUCUGGAUAGGUUUUUCAACUUCUUUUAUCUUUCUGUGACUAUUGGAGCAAUAGUGGCCUUCACUUUAGUAGUCUACAUUCAAAUGAAACAUGGAUGGGGAUCUGCCUUUGGUUCGCUGGCCAUAGCUAUGGGCCUGUCAAACAUGUUAUUCUUUGUCGGUACUCCUUUGUAUAGGCAUAGAUUGCCAGGAGGCAGUCCACUAACAAGAGUUGCCCAAGUUCUGGUCGCGGCCUUUCGGAAGAGAAAAGCCUCGUUUUCCAGCAGCGACUUAAUAGGCCUUUAUGAGGUUCCUGGCAAACGUUCUGCUAUAAAGGGUAGUGGAAAGAUAGCACAUACAGAUGACUUCAGAUGUCUGGACAAGGCAGCAUUGCAAUUGAAGGAAGAUGGUGUAGAUUCAAGUCCUUGGAGGCUUUGUACGGUGACUCAAGUAGAGGAAGUCAAGAUACUUAUAAAGCUUGUUCCAAUACCAGCUUGCACAAUAAUGCUCAAUCUAAUCUUAACAGAGUAUCUGACUCUAUCAGUCCAGCAGGCAUAUACUUUGAAUACACAUUUGGGUCAUCUCAAACUUCCAGUAACAAGCAUGCCCGUGUUUCCUUGCCUCAGUAUAUUCCUGAUAUUGUCUCUCUAUUACUCGGUAUUUGUUCCAAUAUUCCGGCGCAUUACGGGCCAUCCUCGUGGUGCUUCUCAGCUUCAAAGAAUAGGAAUCGGUCUGGCAUUUUCAAUUCUUUCUGUUGCCUGGGCAGCCAUUUUUGAGAGGUAUCGGAGAAAGUAUGCUGUAGAACAUGGCUAUGAGUUUAGUUUCUUGACUCCCAUGCCUAACCUGAGUGCGUACUGGUUGUUGAUCCAGUAUUGCCUGAUUGGAAUAGCUGAAGUCUUUUGCAUUGUGGGCUUGCUUGAAUUUCUGUACGAGGAAGCUCCUGAUGCAAUGAAGAGUAUAGGAUCUGCUUAUGCUGCACUAGCAGGUGGAAUUGGCUGCUUUGCAGCAAGUAUAUUAAACAGCAUUGUGAAAUCAGUGACAGGAAACCCAGACAAGAGGCAGCAAUCAUGGUUGUCCCAGAAUAUAAAUACUGGUAGAUUUGAAUAUUUCUACUGGCUGCUUACAGUUCUGAGUGCGAUAAAUUUCUGUGCCUUUCUAUAUUCAGCCCGUAGGUACGAGUACAGGGCAGAGCAGAAAUUUGGGAUUCAGGAAGUUGUAACCAACAAACAAAACACCCCAGCCAGGGGCUAGCAAGCCGUAUAUGAAUUCGAAAUCUAAGAUGGACAAGUACCGCAUUCACAAUUAAAUUUCUCUCUUCUAAUGCAAGAUUUCCCCUUCAUGAAGUUUCCCUUCUAAAACAUAACUUAGAACAAGAUAAAACAUGAAUCACAGCUGCAUUUUCCUGCAUUUAAUCGAAUUGCUGGCAACAUUUGAAUUC